This is a messenger RNA of Wickerhamiella sorbophila, 2421 nucleotides long. Its product is annotated as Glutamine--tRNA ligase. Gene Ontology annotation, cellular component: cytoplasm; cytosol. Gene Ontology annotation, biological process: glutaminyl-tRNA aminoacylation; translation. Bases 1 to 2421 code for a protein of 806 amino acids. NCBI's taxonomy places the organism in Eukaryota, Fungi, Ascomycota, Dipodascomycetes, Dipodascales, Trichomonascaceae. The transcript has a single exon. The record is from RefSeq and is a predicted model, not a curated record. Gene Ontology annotation, molecular function: ATP binding; glutamine-tRNA ligase activity.
AUGGAGGAUUUGACGAGCCGUUUAGAGCGAAUCGGUUUGGCCGAUGCGAAAGUUAAGGAAAUUCUGAAAAACGAAAAAGUCGCUGCAGCGCUCGGCCAGAUCGCCCAAGAGGCGGGCUACUCGUCCGCGGCGCCUACUUUGUUGCACCAUCUUGCCCUGGCGUCUAGAACCGCUACUCCAGAGCAGAUCGCUAACCGCAAACUAGUGAGCGAGGCCAUUGCUAGUGGCAAACUUUUAACCACUAACCAGGUUGAUGCGGCGUGGAAGUACGUUUCAUCCACUCAGGCUCCCAGCGUUGCUGAGUUGGAAAAGGAGAGCGGUGUUGGUGUGGUCGUUACCAAGGAGGACGUUGAGAAGGCGGUGCGUGCGUACAUUCAAGAGAAUAAAACAGAGGUCGAAAAGCAGCGCUACAAGGCCCUGUCCACUGUGCUCAUGGCGGUGAAGAAGUUGCCGAGCAUGAAGUGGGCCAGCCCGGCGUUGUUCAAGCCAGCGAUCGACGCAGAGUUCUUGGCUGUACUAGGCCCUAAGGACGAACGUGAUAACCCCAAGCUCCAGGCAAAACAAGCAAAGGCAAAAGCAUCGAAAGAUGCCAAAGCCCCUGUCGUGUCUGCCGUCAAGCACGAGCAGCCACAUGCGCGCAGCAUCUUCCGCGAGGGCUUCUUGGCUGGUCUCCACCGCCCUGGUGAGAAUGAACAGGCUGAUCCUUGCCUCAUGGAGGCUCAUCUUAAAACAACAGGCGGGAAAGUUGUUACACGAUUCCCUCCUGAGCCAAAUGGUGUUUUACACAUUGGCCAUGCCAAGGCUAUUGCCACUGAUUUUGGCUACGCUAAAUAUCAUGGUGGUGUCUGCUACUUGCGUUUUGACGAUACAAAUCCCGAGACGGAAGAUGCCGAGUUUGCAAAGAGCAUUGAGGAUAUCGUUCAGUGGCUUGGCUUCGCGCCUUACAAGAUCACUUGGUCGUCGGACUAUUUCGACGCUCUUUACGAGCUUGCAGAGAAACUCAUUUCUCGUGGUUUGGCCUAUGUCUGCUUCUGCACACCUGAGCAAGUCAAGCGUCACCGUGGUAUCAACGAAGACGGUACUCGCGGUGGUGAACGUACUCCUUGUGAGUGUCGCUCUGCUUCUCCCGAGCGUACCCUUGAGCUGUUUCGCGAGAUGCGGGACGGUAAGUUCAAAAGGGGCGAGGCGACAUUGCGCAUGAAGCAAGAUUUGUCCAAUCCUAAUCCUCAAAUGUGGGAUCUUGUUGCAUACCGGAUUGUCGAUGCGCCUCACCACCGUACAGGAACCAAAUGGAAGAUUUACCCCACUUAUGACUUUACACACUGUUUGGUGGAUAGCUUCGAGAACAUUUCUCACUCACUGUGCACCUUGGAGUUCCGAUUGUCUCGCGAGUCUUACGAAUGGCUUUGCGAUGCUGUUCAGGUUUACAAGCCUGCUCAGCGAGAGUUCGGGCGGCUGAACUUAACCGGCAGUGUCAUGUCCAAACGCAAACUGCUCAAGCUUGUCGAAGGUGGAUAUGUUCGUGGCUGGGAUGAUCCCCGUCUGUAUACCCUUGUCGCUUUACGCCGGCGGGGUGUUCCUCCUGGUGCUAUUCUUAACUUCAUUUCCGAGCUCGGCGUGACCACAACGACUUCUCAGACCGAAGUAAUCCGUUUCGACAACUCUAUCCGAAAGUACUUGGAAAAUACUGUUCCUCGUUUGAUGCUCAUUCCUGAUCCUAUCAAGGUCGUUCUUGACAAUCUCGAUGACGAUUUUGUGGAGGAAAUUGUCUUGCCUUUCAAACCCGGAACUCCUGAAAUGGGUGAACACAAAGUGCCCUUCUCAAAGGUCGUCUAUAUCGACCGCAGUGACUUCCGUGAGGAGGCGUCCAGCAAUUACUUCCGCUUAGCUAUGGGCCAGUCGGUAGGUCUAUUGCGAGUCCCUUAUACUAUUAAGGCCACAUCUGUUGAGAAAGAUGCCUAUGGGGAGAUCACAGUUGUACAUGCUAUUUAUGAGAAUGACGGAACUGCUAAGAAACCCAAGACGUUUAUUCAGUGGGUUGGCGAAAGCGCCAAACACAACUCACCAAUCAAGGUAGCUGAAGUGCAUGAGUUCAACCAGUUGUUCAAGAGUGAAAAUCCGUCUGCUAACCCCGAUGGCUUCCUUGCCGAUAUCGACCCCAACAGUGAGCAUGUUUGGAAGAAGGCAUUGAUCGAGGUCGGUUUCAACGAGGUUUGCGAAAAGUCACCCUGGAACCCCGCAGACGACUCGGCGUCUAAAGAUGAGAAGAUCAUGUCGGGGCACGAUGUCAAAGGAGCGCCCGAAGCAGUUCGCUUCCAAGCCCUGCGGGUGGGUUACUUCUGUAUGGACAAGGAUUCUCACGAUUCUUCAAUUGUACUGAACCGCAUUGUCACCCUUAAAGAAGACAAAAGCAAAGAGUAG